AUGGAGCAAGAAAUAUCCUAUUUUCAAAAUUACAAAGAGCAGCCCGUAAAAAAGGCAGGAGAUAUUCGCUUCAAUUUGAACGCCGAGGAAAAGUCAAGAAUCAUUCCAGUUCGGGUAAACAGCAGUUACGGACAUCGGCCUUUUUACGAUACGAUAAUCGGGCGAGAAAAUGUUCGAAUCAACCACUGUCGAGAUUUUCUUUCAAAAAAUGGCAUUGGUCUUUGA
This is a messenger RNA of Oikopleura dioica, 225 nucleotides long. NCBI's taxonomy places the organism in Eukaryota, Metazoa, Chordata, Appendicularia, Copelata, Oikopleuridae. The record is from the annotation of a GenBank genome assembly.